Penicillium oxalicum is the source of this 258-nucleotide messenger RNA. RefSeq lists its product as uncharacterized. Bases 1 to 258 code for a protein of 85 amino acids. The record is from RefSeq and is a predicted model, not a curated record. The transcript has 2 exons. Lineage: Eukaryota; Fungi; Ascomycota; Eurotiomycetes; Eurotiales; Aspergillaceae.
AUGCGCCCAUUAGCCAUCAUAACCCUAUUCUUCGCCACAUUGGCGAUUGCUUCUCCUACGGACGACAGCAAUGCCGAGAAUCAAGACCCGGAUUUCAGGCCGGUCGUUCCUCUGGGCGUGAAUCGUUGCAGACGGGGUUAUGAUAGAUGCAUAGCGACCUUCCCACGAAGACUCGACAAGAUUGAAAUGAUCAAUUCUAACCCAUCACUUGCUAGCGAUGCUACGAGCAAAACUCUGGCCCGCGAUGUCGAUAUGUGA